Molecule: messenger RNA, 916 nt
Organism: Caenorhabditis angaria
Lineage: Eukaryota; Metazoa; Nematoda; Chromadorea; Rhabditida; Rhabditidae
Source: the annotation of a GenBank genome assembly
AUGAUUUUUGUGCCAACAGCGGCCGUGGCAUUUUUUGGCUGGUUUGAGGAGUUUGGUGUGAGUUAUAAGGUGCAGGCUUAUUUGAUACAAGUGCAUUUUGUGUGUGAGUUCUUUUUUUUAUGGGUUGGUUUUGCCACCUGGCGAAAUUCUGAGAUUUUUGGAAUCUUCUUUAUUAAAAAGAUUUAUUCAAAAAAUGUUUUUUUUUCAAAAAAGAAUUUUUUUUUACAAAACUAAUUUGCAGUGAUAUCCCUAUGCAUUCUAAUAAUCUUCAAAGAUCGCUACGAUUUCAUAGUUGUUCAGAACGUCAAACUCCACUACAAAAUCAUUUAUUAUCUAGCAAAUCUCAUUUUUGGCUGCUUGAUUCUGCUCCCAAGUUACAUUCCAAACAUUGAUAAUGAUUUGGAAAAGUCGAAAAUCUUUGAACAAUAUCCUUUCAUGCCUCCCAGAUUUUUUGCCUCUCAAACCCAUGUGGUCACGGAUAAUCCCACCCUGGCAGUUAGCCUAAUUUGCUUUGAAAUCUUGUUGAUAAUUGUGCAAAUGCUCUAUUUUACCAGCUAUACAAUCUGGUUUCUCCGCGAAAAAUCAUCGCAUUUAUCCGAUGAGACUAGGAAAAUGCAGUUGCACACAAUUUUCUCCCUUAUUUUACAAACUGUUGUACCAAUUUUGAUUCUUGGAGUUCCAGUGAUUCUCAGCGGAUUUUUCUUUUUCCUGGAGAGCUAUGCAAAGGGUAAAUAGAGCUUCGGUUUGCCACGUCAUAACAAUUUUCUUUGCAGUUUUUGAUAUUGCUACAGCUGCAGUUAUCCUAAGUCAUGGCUUUUUCUCAUCAAUUUGUAUCAUUUAUAUUCAUCGGCCUUACCGGAGAUAUACGAAAAAUUUGAUUUUAUGUGGAGAAAAUCGGAUUGGAUAUACAUUUUGA